AUGUCACUGUUUCAAAUGUUGUUCGGAAAAGCAUGUCACCUACCGGUGGAGAUGGAACACAAGGCUUUGUGGGCUGUCAAAUUCUUAAAUUUUGAUACAAAAGCGGCAAGUGAAAAGAGGUUGUUACAACUGGAUGAGUUAGACAAAUUCAGAUUGUCAGCUUAUGAAAGUGCCAGCCUCUACAAAGAGAAAACCAAGAAGUGGCAUGACAGAAAAAUAUUAGGCAGAGACUUCAAAGUUGGACAACAAGUUCUGCUGUUUAAUUCCCGGUUGAGACUCUUUCCGGGAAAGCUCAAGUCUAGAUGGUCAGGACCGUUUCUGGUGAAAGAAAUACGUCCUUAUGGUACAGUGGAAAUUAGUCCACUUGAUUCUGACAGAAGCUUCAAGGUGAAUGGGCAGCGAUUGAAACCAUACCUUGGAGGAGAAAUUGACAGAGGAACGACCACCGUUGCUCUUGCAGAAACGUAA
Molecule: messenger RNA, 468 nt
Organism: Gastrolobium bilobum
Lineage: Eukaryota; Viridiplantae; Streptophyta; Magnoliopsida; Fabales; Fabaceae
Exons: 1
Coding region: 1-468 (155 amino acids)
Source: RefSeq, a predicted model, not a curated record